ACAGGCGCUCAGGAGACACGCUCACUCUGCUGGAGAGUGGUUUGAAGCCGCGAUGGGAGUUACCACAUCCAAGUUUUUAGAGUUCUUGCUACCAGCACCGUUGCACUAAAACAGAGACUUUGCCUUUUGUCUGUCUGCGCUUUUACCCGAGACGUUUCUCUCACAGGAUGUUGAUGAUAUUGGAAAGCCGGGUAAGAUCAUAAAGUCAGUUCUCUCUGAUGAGAGCGACCUCCUCCUCCUCCUCCUCAACACCACCACCACCAACAACACACAAAGGGAACCACGGAACAAGUACUUUUUACACGCUAUCAGAUUAUUUUUGAAUGUCAUAAAGAAGCAGAGGGGGCUGUUUCCAAGACAAAAUGGAUCACUUUGCAGCAGAGUGCCUUGUUUCUAUGUCCAGUCGUGCAAUUGUCCACGCUCCUAAAGGGAAUAGGGAGAUUAAACCAGAAAUCCCGUGCUCCUCCAAGAACGGAGAGGAAAUAAAGGAGCCCUUGGUAAAAGAUAACUCUUCUCUUUUUGUGGUGGCGCGGAUUCUGGCGGAUUUUAACCAGCAGACUCCCAACAAUGUUGCCGACCAGGCAAAAAUAAAGGAUGAGAGCAUGCCGAACCUCAUAGAUGAUGGAAACUCUGCCACACCUACCACCAUCUCCGAUCCUUCGCUCAAACAAAGAGGCAAAAGAUUGAGAGGUCGAAUUGAACAAGAAUCACCUCAGAAAAAGCACAAAUGCCACUAUUCAGGUUGUGAAAAAGUUUAUGGCAAAUCCUCCCACCUCAAAGCCCACCUAAGGACACAUACAGGAGAACGGCCUUUUCCGUGUACAUGGCCCGACUGCAGUAAGAAGUUCGCCCGUUCUGAUGAGCUGGCCCGCCACUACCGCACCCACACAGGGGAGAAGAAGUUUGGCUGCCCGCUCUGCGACAAGCGCUUCAUGCGCAGCGACCACCUGAUGAAGCACGCCCGGCGCCACUCAGAUUUCCAGCCCGGCAUGCUGAAGAGGCCCCACGGCGGCGGCGGCGGCAACACCGUGCGUCCCGGCUCCCUCAGCGACUACAGCCGCUCCGAUGCCUCCAGCCCCACCCUCAGCCCCGCCAACUCGCCUUAAACUGAAACCCGGUCGCACUUUCCGCCUCCAAGCUACGAGGCCUGUGUUUUCUUCAUAACACGUGUGUUGCACAGUUGUCAGCAACCCCCCUUUGCUAAUCCUGCGCUUGCUGUGGUGUACCAUACUGUACAUAACUGCUUAUUGUAGUGCAAUUACUUGUGUGAUCCUAAAAGAAGGUAAUGCCUUUCCCAGAUGGCAAUAUUUACAUUCUGUACCAUAUGUCUGUAUUUUUUUAGCUUCUGACCAUGGCUAGUUGUCCAGCAGUGUUCUCAGUCAACUAAACAAGGGUUAGAAGAAAAAAAAUCAGACACACUGACAAGUCUUAUCAAGUAGUUUUUUUGUUCUUUUUUUCUUGAAUGGGUGAGGAGAAGGGGUACACAUACACCUCAGGAUUGAAGACAGUUGUUUUUUCUGUAGUACCACAGUACGUAACAGUACUCACAUUUACUGCACAAUAAACGCAUCACUUUACUCUGAAAUUCAACAGGGGUUGAAUUUUAUGCCCUGCUCAGGGAUGGCCUUGUUAGCUUGAAAGAAUGAACAUGGUGAAGAGAAACAUACAUAUAGCAGCCUUACACUCAACACAAUUUGCACUCUUUUCCUUUGUUUUUGUUAGUUUUCACUUUCAAGGAAACUAGCCCUGGUCAUACAGUCAUUCAUACACAACUUCAUGUUAUUUUCCCCCUUAUGUGUGUGUGUGAAAUUGCUGUGUGUAAUGAAAACAAUCCCAGAACCCCCCCCACAGCAGUAAACAAAAUAGUCCUGUUCCUCCACUGCAAUGUUAAAAUUCAGUUACCAUUACACUGGGUUAAAUAAGUAUUUCAUUGAACAGCGACGUGCAGCAUGUCCUUUGUAAAUCUGCAUUGGAAGGGUAACAAUCUUUAUUGAGAUACUCACUACUAGGAACCUUUAAAUAGAGACACUUAAGUCUGAAAGCAGCUGUUUUUUCCAUAUUUAGAAAAAAAAAAGCGCUACAGUAUUUCAUGCAAAACCAAGAAAAAGGGACCACAGUUGAAACAAUGUUUAUCCCUCUCACAAGCACAUUGGAAAAAGUACCAAAGACAAGAGUGAAUGAAAGCUUUCUAUUCAGUCUUGUAAGCCAGCCUGCACUGAGGCCUGGCUGUGGCGGUCGGCAGUAUCACAGGUAGAGCCAGACAGCCAGCUCACUUCCCUCCUCCCGACUCUGCCUGUUGUGGCCUCCCUGGAGGAAACAGCUGCAUCCCACAAGAAGCUAUUCACAGCCCACAGGAGGGAUGGGAACAUGCCAUUCCUGGGGAGUACUCCCUAACAUUUCUGGCUCUACCUGUCCUGUCAGAAAACGAAUCUCACAGUAGGGCACCAACCCUGCCAAACCACAGCCCGGGCCUCAGAAAGUUGGGGCAAAUGUAGGCCAGAGUGUUACAGCGGCGCAGGGCAGAGCUGGGUUGGGCUGCAAUGUGGUGGAGGGAACAAAGCAAUUAUCUGCAGGAGGCUGGAAAGACAGGGCAGUUUCUGAUAAAGAGGCAAGUUUUAUCAUGAGCCGAGCAGCAUAGAGGAAGAGACACCCAGUCACAGACGCCCCCAUCGCCCCCUGCCACCACCCACGCACUUCAAGUUUGCUUUGGCCAACAGUGGAAACUGUGGGAAAAUAUGGCUGUAAUUACUGGGUUGAUCCAACCUCUGGGGUAUCCCCUGUUUUUACAAAGAGUAUAAAGAGAAGAGUGUCAACAACAGUACUACCUAUACAAUGCUAGCAGUGUGGGUGGGAUGUAUCCGACUCCACCCUAAGCACAGGGAGAAAUCCUCUAUUACUGCUGGAGUCAAAUUUCAAAAUGCCAAGGAAUAUGUCGCUUCAAAUUCAAACGCGUAGCCUGAGCUCUCAAACAGCUGCUUUUAAACUUCUCGCUGGUAACAAGGGGGGCUUUUAAACUGUUGUAACAACUUUUUGAGCCAAAAUGAACAUAUCAGCAAAGUGUGGGGCUCACCAGCCUCACUUCCUCCUGCCUGUGAAGCUCAGAUGUCCCGUGAGAAAGCUGACUUGUGUUUCUAGACAGACAUGCCUCAAUAAGUCAGGCAAAAGGCACAGUCAACCUUCCAUGCAAAAGGGCACCACUAUCAAAACUGCUGCAGCCCCGCCAGUCUGUGUUAUGCAUACAUUUUCUUUUAAUGCUUCAGCACGAUGAUGGUCAAAAAUAGUUUCAACCAUUGUAGGUUGGUCCUGUCUGACCCCUGCAGACUGUUGCCAAGCUCCAAUGUCAUCAUAAUAAAUUGCAAGCUCGAGCUUCUACCCCACUUCCCACCCCCACCAACCAGGCCAACUCUUUCCCUAUAAUCCUGCGCCUCUCUCUAUAUGCAUGUUAACAAAGUCGCCCUAGCUGUGUAGAGGGUUUCUGGGGCAGACAAGCAGGUGUAAGUGUAUGAAUGGCAAGCCUUGUCCCCCAGUCUCCCCAGCAGCCAUCUCUCUUUAAACUUGUGAAGAAAGCCACACAUAAUUAUCAGCUUUAUCACAUCCUCCAGAAAGAAAACAUCCCCUAUUUAGAUAAAAUGCAGUACUUGCCUCAGUACACCACAUGAAAAAAAAAAACCCUCUCUGUAAGAUGAACUCUGUUAAAUAGUUUCCAGGCUGCAAUAUGACACUUUGAAUGCCACUGAUCAGUAGCUCUCAGUGAGGGAUAGAUAUUUACCGUUUGGGUAUAAUCUUUGAUUUUCAAAAAUUAAUUCUUGAAUUUGCUGUUGAGCAGCUUUUUUUUUUUUUUAGGUUCCUAUCCAUAAACUCACUUUUCUGUUGUAGUCAAUCUUUGACUCUGUCUGUAAUAUUUAUCAUUUUUUUAACAUGCAAGAAAAAAAAAAAUCUUCUAAGUGGCUCACCCUCAAGCAGGUUUCAUAAAUCAUUUCUUAAUCCAUAAUCUGCACAUUUACCUCAGGGUCAACAUCAGCAAAGCGGAUAUGUGAUAGUUUGUGGAUUUUGUCGUUAUAUGCUAACAUCAGUCACUGCACAGUUAAUUUCUGCCAGCCUUCCUGGUGUUCCUGGGUGCAAAGUGCUCACUGCUGGUCAGUGUCCAACCACACUGGAAACACAGGAACUCCUCAGUACAGGCCCAGCUCCUGCCUAGUAUGUCUUCUUACGGUCCUACAAGUCCAGCUACAACUUAGUAAGCACUGGGCACUCUGGAGAUGUUUUUUUUUUUUUUUUUAAAGAAAUUCCCCUUUAAAAACCCUUCACCCUUGGUGUCAGUGGACUCACAGUAGGCUACAUAAAGUUCCUACCGUCUGAUACUAAAAACAAAAAAGACUUGACAGCUCCAAAAAUGUUGAUCCCAGUCUAUCCAUCCAGACUGCACCAUCGACACACGGGCCUCCACAGGCGGUGUGUCUAAUAAUUUUUACUUUCACUGUACCAAAUCUACUUGAAUCAUUCAACACAAAAAGGCCAUUGAACACAGUUUUGUACAUGUCCAUUUUUACUGUACUUGCUUUUGUUGUCAAAUAGUCAUAUUUACUUCUGUGGAGAAAGGUGUACAGUCUCUGCUAUUAUUUGAUUUGAUGUAUGUUUUUUUUUUUUUUUUCAGAUUUUUUUUUCCAUUGUCAUCAGGUCAUUUCAGCAAAUCUUUUGAAUUUAUCAUAGCAUUGUGGUUUUUGUUGGGCUGUUUUAAGGCACCAUUUUUGAAAAAAUAGCAUAAUUUUAGCCCCAUUGAGGGUUCGGCCCUCUUAUCACAAACACUGAAUGCUCUGUUGAUGUCAGGAUACAGGUUAUUGCCGCCUGCUGUCCCAAGAGUCUUCAAGUUAAAAAAUAGACGGGGCGGGGGGAGUGAUGAUAAGAAAGGGAAACCACCAGACCUCUGUGUACAUCAAUUUUUCAGAUAGUGUGACAAAUUUGCUUUAUUGUUUAGCUUCUUUUGAAAGUUUUCCAUAAGCAUAGAGACCACAGCAUUGUGAGUUAGCAAUGUAGUCAUGAAAACUUUUAUUAUUGUGUACUUUUGUCUCAUAUUAAAUGUUUCAUAUUGUAUAUUUUCAAAAUCAUACCUCCUUUUAAAAAUAUUUGACUUCUGUUUUACCUUCAUAUCUUUUUGAAACAUCGAUCAUUUAGCUGAUGUUUGCUAGAUGAGUAGCACAAAUAAUUGGUGGUUUAUUUGUCCCUACUUGAAUGACCUACUUUUUUUUUAAAGAAAACACUGGGCUACAUUAUUUUGUAAUAAUCAUCCCAUAGUGUCAGAGUCCCACAAAUCCUUGUAGAUCCUAAAAUAAUCUUUCUAAGAAAUGAUAAAAAUCUUUUCUUAUUUCAUAAAGCCUAAAAAACAUUAUUUUCAUACUGACAUCCAGCCAUUUGUCUCAGUGGGAAUGUCAUGACGUCUCACAGGCAAGAGACUCUGUCAGCUAUACAUUCCUCUGGAACUAUAGCUGGACAUUUUGUUUUUAAUCCCACUUUAUUUUAACCUGGUAAUCCCACUGAGAUUAAUAAUCUGUCUUUCAACACCUGUGUGAAAGGACAGACUUAAAAUAAUGACAAAACGGAGAUACAAGGUUUCUGCAGGUCAUUAACAACAGACUGGAUUUAUAAGUCACUCAUGAAUGAGUAAUUCUAAAUGUUUUCCAGCAGAAGACCCCAGCUGUUGAAAAGUUAACCUGCUAUUACACGCUAUUAAUCAUUUAUUUUCUGUUAAAUAUGAAAAUUAAUUCAAGUGAACUGGUUUUUGCCUAGUAUGUAAAGAAGUAUCAUUCUUCAUGAAAAUAGUUCAUAUUAAUGACAUGAUUGUAUCACUGAUCAGACAUCUCAACUUUCUGAUUGAAUGACUCAUAAUGACUUAUUACAAAAUACAAGCAUGAUACAUGCAGUUGUGUGCCAAACACAUAAUGGUAAUUCCAUAAAGACGAUUUAAACCUUGAUGGCGCAAAAACUAGCUACUACCGGACAUUAAACAAACUUGUACAGUUUUAUAAAUGUGACAGGUUUUUAUGUUAUGUACAGGAUUGAAUGAAGCAACUUUGCAUAUUUGAUAUGCAAGUGUUCUAAGUUAAGAUGUUUCUUUUCUGCUUUAUGUAAACAUUUUGAUUGUGUAGCUUUAUUUUCAUUGGUUUCCUGUUAUUUAAUUUGUUUCCUUUUCGCUGUACAAUACACAAGCAAUGUAUAAUGGCUUAUUUACGUUUUUUUUUUUUUUUUUUGGACAUAAACAAUCUUAAUGAUAAUGAAAGCCCAACCAUUCCAAAGGAUUGAUAAUUGAAUUUGCUAUAAAUGUGCUGCUUACAUCAAACCGAUGCAUCACUGCAUUUUUGUAGGUUAUGAAUAGAACUCUGUCUUGACUGUGAGGUUUAACAAGUUGUGAGUUGUGCACAAGGUACGUUUUUCAUUGCCAUCGAAUCCCAGGUUUACUCUCUCCUCUCUACUCUGCAGUCUCUUUCCAAAUGAACAACAUGCAUUCAAGAUUUCGAAACAAGAAGACCCAGAGCACAUCUUCCCUCAUUAGAAAUGCCCUAAGGCUUUUUACGGUGGGGAUAGUUGCUAAUCUUCAGGAGGCAGCCAUGAUAGGAUAGAGUGGUUCUCGAGCGGUGAGGACGACCUCACGCUUGAUCAGACAGCAGAAGCCUGGGGUGUUCACACCUCAUCUGACGCUCCGCAGUUUCAAGUUGUAACCAAAGGCUUGGAAGGGAAAGAUGAAUGUUGCAGUAAUUUUGAAACCCAGCCCCAGUUUUGACUCCUGGGUUCAAUUUUAUGUGCUGUAGGUUUUUUGCCGGUCGAUGGAUGUUAUUGAUGUGCUUGACAUGGACCUUUUUCUGAACCUCUGAUAAGCAACUGUUUAUUUAUUAUUAUUUUUUUUUAAUCAGUCACUUGAAUGAACAACCCAUUUUACUCAUGAACAAAACAAGCUCCGAAUGAGUCGACGUCGAGAAACACAAAAGAGAUUGACUGAGUUACCUAAGAACAUGCAGCGAGGCAGGGCCGCAGACCGUUUUCGUCGGUAACCCUCCAGUGACCGCAUGGUCUCGCUCCACUGCCUGAACUGACACUGCACAGCGAACGCUCUCUACAGUAGAAACGCACGCUGACCAUGGUCUUGAUCAAGUGUUGGAUAUGUUUGCCCUCAUAGGAAUUUGUCUGUUGCAGGUUAUUCAGCAUACAGUGCUGUCAAUGGCUUCCCUUUGAUUAUAUGUUCUAUAAUGUAAGACUGGGAGAGAGCCUCUCGCCAGCCUAUUGGUUCUGUACCCUGUACCUGUUUGUCCUCAAUGUACCUCCUCAGUGUGAUGUUAACUUGCUCUCUUGAUACCUCUGUGUGUAUCUCCUCUGCCCAUCACCAUCAGUUGCCUGUUGUAGUGACUCCAUGGUGCUGCUCUCCUCUCCCAGCACCAAUAUAAUCUAUUCUGUAAAUAACUCUGACUCAACUAUGGCCAGUACAUUCUGCAAUGACCUCAAUCUAACUGUCAGGUGUCAUUUUCUUUUCUCAACAAACCAAAAUCACUACACUCAAGUAUUACAGUUGUACAGUUCCUCAGAUUCUAUACACAUUCAAUGUGCUGGUCUAUAGUUGCUCUGCUGUACCUUUUUAUGGCAUUAUUUUUUACAUGUUAGACAAUAUAUUGUGACCAUGUCCUAUGCAAAUAUGAAAAAUAACAGAUUGUUGAAUAAUGUAUGUUGUCAUAACUUGUAUGCAUGAAAUAGUGAAGUUUACAUUUGGAAAUAAAUUGAUAAAAUCA
This is a messenger RNA of Myripristis murdjan (pinecone soldierfish), 7772 nucleotides long. It is a transcript of the gene klf13, whose product is annotated as Kruppel like factor 13. Lineage: Eukaryota; Metazoa; Chordata; Actinopteri; Holocentriformes; Holocentridae. Gene Ontology annotation, molecular function: RNA polymerase II cis-regulatory region sequence-specific DNA binding; DNA-binding transcription factor activity, RNA polymerase II-specific. Gene Ontology annotation, biological process: regulation of transcription by RNA polymerase II. The record is from RefSeq and is a predicted model, not a curated record. The coding region runs from base 363 to 1106 and encodes 247 amino acids. The transcript is spliced from 2 exons.